Messenger RNA from Thecamonas trahens ATCC 50062, 3140 nucleotides. Its product is annotated as valyl-tRNA synthetase. Gene Ontology annotation, molecular function: aminoacyl-tRNA deacylase activity; ATP binding; valine-tRNA ligase activity. The coding region runs from base 1 to 3075 and encodes 1024 amino acids. Gene Ontology annotation, biological process: valyl-tRNA aminoacylation. Gene Ontology annotation, cellular component: cytosol. The record is from RefSeq and is a predicted model, not a curated record. The transcript has a single exon. Lineage: Eukaryota; Apusomonadida; Apusomonadidae.
AUGCUCCGGGCGUACUGGGCGCGGAUGGUGCCGGUGGCCACCUUGGCUGGUCGGAGGUGGGCUGCUAGCGCGGGCGCGGGCGGGCUGGCGGCAGGGUACGAGCCCGCGGCUGUGGAGGCUGGCAAGGUGGCGCGAUGGGAGGCCUGGCGAGUGCAGCAGGCCAAAGAAGCAGCAAAGACAGGCAGCUUGCGAAGGCCGACGUUUACCGUCCUCCUCCCGCCACCCAACGUGACUGGCGCGCUGCAUCUGGGCCACGCGCUGACGGUUGCGGUGGAGGAUGCGGCGGUGCGGGCGGCGCGGGCUCGCGGCGAGGAGACUCUGUGGAUCCCCGGGCUGGACCACGCUGGCAUCGCCACCCAGGUUGUGGUUGAGAGCAAGAUCCAGCGCGAGCGCGGCAUCUCGCGGCAUGAGCUCGGCCGCGACGCAUUUGUGCGCGAAGUUCACGCUUGGAAGGAGGCGACCGGCGAUGGACGCAUUCGUGACCAGCUGCGGAUGCUAGGCGGCGGGCUCGACUGGGCGCACGAGUACUUUACCAUGGAUCCGGCGCGGUCGCAGGCGGUCGAUACUGCGUUUAUGCAGCUCGCCGCCGACGGGCUUAUCUACCGUGAUCUGCGGCUGGUCAACUGGUGCCCAACGCUGCGGUCGGCCAUUUCGGAUGUCGAGGUUGACCACGUCGACGUCGCGCCCGACUCGACCAUUGCCCUGCCCGACGGCCGCCGGGUUCCGUCCGGUCGGCUGUAUACUAUCCGCUACGCCGUCGCCAACUCACCGUCUGGAGAGACCGUGGCGGUGCAGACAACCCGUCCCGAGACGGUGCUGGUUGACACGGCGCUGGCCGUCCACCCCGACGACCCGCGCCACGCGCGGCUCGCCGGCAAGAGCGUGAAGCACCCGCUGACGGGCGCGCUGCUGCCGGUGGUUGCCGACGCGACGGCCGUCGAUCCCGAAUUCGGAACAGGCGUGGUCAAGAUCUCGCCCGGCGUCGACUUUAACGACUACGCCACCGGCGUCCGGCACGGCCAAGCUCCGCUGACGCUCUUUGACGACGUUGGCCAUGUGGCGCUGAGCGAGCUGGUUGCCCACCUCGGUGACACACCACUCCCGGCUGAGUUGGCUGAGCUUGAGGGCGUCGACCGGUACGAGGCGCGUGCACGCAUCAUUGAGCUUCUCGAGGCUAGUGGUGCGUACGGCGGCCAUGAGCCGUAUGCACAGAGCCUUGCGGUCUGCUCACGGACUGGCGACGUGCUCGAACCGCUCCUCCGCCCGCAGUGGUUUCUCAGGACUCGCGAGCUAGCCGAGGCGGCGCGUAAGGCGGUCGAGACUGGCGCGCUCACGAUUGCGCCCGCGUCGUUCGAGGCAACAUGGGACGAGUGGAUGCAUCAGCUCAACGACUGGUGCCUCUCGCGGCAGCUCUGGUGGGGCCAUCGGGUUCCGGCGUGGCGGGCACCGGGCUCAUCGGGCUUGCACACUUCAGACUGGGUCUUUGCCGCCGACGAGGCGGCGGCAUCGGUUGCCGCCGCCGAGGUCUGGGGCUCGGGUGACGUGGUCCGCGACGACGACGUGCUCGACACGUGGUUCUCGUCGGCGCUGCUGCCGAUGUCGGCGCUGGGGUGGCCGCAUGCCGAUCCGCGCCGCGCCGGCUACCCGCUGACACUCAUGGAGACCGGCUCGGACAUCCUGGUCUUUUGGGUCGCACGCAUGGUAAUGCUCUGCACCCACCUCGCGCCUGGCGGUGAGCUCCCAUUCAAGCACAUCGACCUCCACCAGAUGGUCCGCGACAAGUCAGGGCGCAAGAUGUCCAAGUCGCUCGGCAAUGUACUCGAUCCGGCCGACCUCAUUCAGGGGGCGUCGCUGGACAAGCUUCUCGCUGCGCUCGAGGGCGGCAACUUGCCUGCGGGCGAGCGCGCCCGUGCAAGUUCGGACCUCAAGGCUGCGUUCCCCGACGGUUUUCCGGCGUUCGGCACCGACGCGCUCCGGUAUGCCCUUCUCGAAAUGACUAAGCAAUCGCACUUUAUCAAUCUCGACCCAUCGCUGGUCCUCUCGGCGCGCAAAUUCUGCAACAAGAUCUGGAACGGACUCCGGUAUGUGCUGCUUGCCACCGAGGACGAGGGUGCAGUUCCGCAGUACGUCCAGCAGCUGGCGUCGGGUGCUGAUGGGCGGGCCGAGCUCCGGCUGACGCCCGACACCGCGGCGGCGCUGACGCCAAUGGACGCGUGGAUUCUGAGCAAGCUUGACGUCAUGGCGGCCGAGGUGCAGGCAGCGGCGCAGCCGCCGCUGGCGCUGCACAAGGCGGCUCGCGCGGUGUCGGGCUUUUUCGUCGAUGCUUUCUGCGACAUCUACGUGGAACACACCAAGGUGAGUAAGGGCGGCGUCGAGGGCGCAGUUCUUGCCCACUGUGCGCUCUCAUUCCUCACGGCGGCGCACCCGCUGCUACCGUUCCUCACCGACGAGCUGGUGAGCCACGCGGUCGGGCUGUGCGACGAGCUGCCAGCAAGUGUCGAUACUCGGGUUGCGCCACUCCCCGAGGCCUUUGCGGUCUCGCCGUCGGAUGUGCCUCGGCAGCUUGCCAACGCUGCCGCCGCAAUCGACGGCUACGUCCUUCCGUUGCUGGAGCAGGUCCGAUCGCUUCGGGCGAGCUGGACCCCGCCGCGCGGAGCAGCAGUGUACGUGGUGAGCGAGGCGAGCAAGGUGGUGGCCGACGCUCAAGCACGAAGCCAGGUCCACGCCCUUGUGGCGCGGCUAGCCAAGGCCCAAGACGUGACCGACACGCCUCGCGAUGGGUACGUCGAGCACGGUGCCAUCGAGUUUGGGGUCGGCCCGCACGCCAUCCGGGUCGCGCUCACGGCCGAGCCCGGAUUGGCGCUCGGCCAGGCCGCGCGGACGCUGAGCAAGAGCCAGCGGGCCGAGCUCGGCGCCCGUUCGGCCAAGUUGGAGGCACAGAUUGCCAAGUUGGAGAAGAUCAUGGCUGGGGAGCACUACGCCACCCGCGUGCCGGCGGCGGUGCAGGCCGGUAACGCGACCAAGCUGGACGAGCUGAGAACCAAGCUGGAGAGUCUGACCAAGGCGCUGGCCUAGUCGUCAUUGUCAUGGGAGGAGUGAGAGAGCAAUGUUGACGACGAGCAGGCCAGUCCCGAUGCGGA